AUGGCAGCCACCUCAUUUUCCACGACCCAGUUAAUUCUCUGGAGCGGACUGGUGGGCAUCGGCGGUGCCAUGGUUACCGCCAACUCCAACGCCAUUCUGGCCAUGGUAUUCCCGGCGGAGGAGCGGGGCCGCGCCUUUGCAGUGCCGGUGGUGGCCGCGCGUUUCGGAACCCUGAUCGGGCUGGGUAUGUUUGGCCUGUUCCUGCAAUUCUUCAGUCUGCAAUGGGGCUGGAGAUUGGUCUUCAUCUCUUCCCUGCCUAUCGGGUUGCUGGCCAUCUAUUGCAGCCUCCCCCUGCUGAAGUACCACGCCCAGCAGGCGACCGAGGAUAUGAAGCAGGUCUCCAUCAACUAUGUUGGCGCCAUCCUGAUGGUUGCUACCCUGGGAACCUUCAUCCUGUCGGGCCUGCACAUGCACGACGGGGCCGAGUCAUUCACCACUCCCGACGCCCUCAGCUAUCACAUUCCGAUGCACCUGCUGUUCUUUGCCUGCCUGAUACUGUUUAUAAUCAUCCAGCAGCGCAGCAACGAUCCCUUUGUUGAUUUCGGGUACUUCAAACAGAAGUACUUCUCAAUGGCCCUGUUCACCAACACCUGUUUCCACCUGUCCAUGCUGGCGGUUACCACGCUGAUACCGAUACUGGUGGAAAACGGACUGGGCCAGGCUCCAAUAAUGGUAGCCUUUGUCCUGCUGCCCAACCAGGUUUUGGGUCUGUUCCUGCCCACCCUGGGCGGCUGGAUCCAUGACCGGCACAACCCCCGCUGGCUGCGGCCAGGCUCCCUGAUGCUUAUCGCGUCAGGCUUCCUGCUGGCCGGCUUUUUUGCCGACAACAUACCCAUUUACUGGUUGCCCGUGCUGUUGUUGCCUAUUGCGGUGGGGUCCAACAUGUUCAACUCGCCCAACAAUGCAACGGUGAUGAACUCGCUGCCCGAGAACCGCAGCUUUGCCUCGGGUAUGCUGGAGACCACCCGCCAAAUGGGCCACUCGAUAGGCACCACCGUCAGCGCCACGGUGCUGGGACUGGCGCUGCCCGUGGCCAUUGACCUGAUGCCCUCGGCGGAAGCUCAGACCCACUACCUGAGCGGGUUCCAGAUUUCUGCUCUCGCCGUGGUCUGGAUUAUGAUUUCGGGCGGCAUAGUGGCCAUGUUCCAGCGCACCCCCACAGCUAGCAAUGCCCCGCCAAGGGCGGCCCCGGCGGCCCAGCCUGGCGGCGGCGACAACUAG
Messenger RNA from Geodia barretti, 1221 nucleotides. Lineage: Eukaryota; Metazoa; Porifera; Demospongiae; Tetractinellida; Geodiidae. The record is from the annotation of a GenBank genome assembly.